Messenger RNA from Brienomyrus brachyistius, 1994 nucleotides. RefSeq names its product high affinity immunoglobulin gamma Fc receptor I-like. The transcript has 11 exons. NCBI's taxonomy places the organism in Eukaryota, Metazoa, Chordata, Actinopteri, Osteoglossiformes, Mormyridae. Bases 85 to 1413 code for a protein of 442 amino acids. The record is from RefSeq and is a predicted model, not a curated record. Gene Ontology annotation, molecular function: transmembrane signaling receptor activity. Gene Ontology annotation, biological process: cell surface receptor signaling pathway.
GCCAGUGGUUUGCUAGUGGGUUUGAAAAACUAGAUCCACCGAGGAACUUUUCAUCUUUGCUCAUCAUACAAAAGAAUCCAGCCAAUGUUUUACUCCAUUAGCUUGGGGCUUGCUGUCCUGCUCCAGCACGGGCGGCCUCAAGACACCCCCAGGCCCAGGCUCACGGUGGAGCCCCCGGGGCCGGCUGUGUAUGUCGGUGAGGUGGUCUCCUUACGGUGCCAGCUGGAGGGGAGCAUCACCGCUGGCUGGACCUACACCUGGUACCCACCCGCCUCUCGGACCACAAUGACCCCCAUCCCAGGUCACAGAUCAAACGGGAGUUGGUACGCCAUUUUCGGCGUGCUGCCCUCAGACCAGGGAACAUACCGAUGCCAGGCAGAGAGAAUCGGCCCGCCUCCGAUAUCCGUGCUUAGCAACAGCGUCACUCUGACGGUCAUGGACUUGCCCCCAGGCACACUAACGGUCUCCCCCGACAGCAGGAGGCACUUCCGAGGCGACAGACUCUCUCUGCACUGUAGGUUCAGCUGCAGCAAUACCACUGCAUGGACCCUAAAGCAUCUGAAUGAGCAGGCUAGAGUGGAGACUGGCUGCUGUCCUGGGGGCAGCAUGUCUAAGUGGGGGCAACAGACCUGCGACUUCCCGAGCCUCAAUAGCUGGAAUGCCGGGCUGUAUUGGUGCGAGUCUGGGGGCCAGCGGACAAAUGCCAUUGACAUCACGGUGGAUGAAAGUCCUGUGAUCAUACAAGGCCCAACUCAGUCUGUAUUGCAUGGAGGGAAUGUCACCCUGCAUUGUUGCUAUAGGGGGGUUUCCCCAAGGAAUAUUACCUUUUACAAAGAUGGCAUGGAGAUUGAGACCCGUGGAGAUGGCAAAAUGACAAUGCGGGGUGUCACCAAGGAGGACGAGGGUUUCUACAGUUGUUCUGGAAAAGGCACCGGAACGAUAAGUGCCGAGACAUGGGUGUCGGUUACAGGAAGUUCUACUGCGGAAGAAAUUAUCUCUCAACAGCCGAACCUGCACAGUAAAGGAAUCAUCACCAGCACUACAGAGAACACAUCACCGAGCCCUGAACAAAUAGGAAAGUCAUUAUCUGAAGAAUUAGCUCUGUCAGGAUCUCUAGCAGGUCCGCCGCUGUGGAUGGUGAUGAUCUGUAUUGUGAUAUUCCUGAUGCUUAUCCCUGCUUUGGGAAUCCUGGCCUACCGAUGCAGCUCACAUUUAGAGUUCCCACCAAGCAGCCGCUGUUCCAUCGCGGACUCUGAAAGCCAAUAUGCCGGACAGAACUCGCCCCAACCAAACGAGGACCCCUGGAGUAUGACAUGGGUAGAGAUGAUGACCCCUUUGAAUAAUCAGGAUCACCACGGAUCCCAAGAGGAGACAGAGCCUCAAAUGGACGACCCAGAAGCCUCACAGGCGUGAUCUUCCACACUUCACCAGCUCAAUCAUGCUGACGCUUAUCAUGAAGGAUAACUGCUGGAGUCUCUGUAAAUAUACAUAAAGGAGCAAUGUGUGGGUCAGUUUGUUACUGACUAUGUUCAAAUGUAUGCUUUGAAUAAAUAGUGUAAAUACACUGCCCAUAGUUAUGAUCGUCAGUUAUAUAUUUCUAAUGUUUGGGAAAAAAUGUUAAGAUGAAUUAUGCAUGCCAGUUUUUGGAACUUUUUGAGUAGAUGUUGCAUUCAAUUGCUUAUGUGAAACAUAAGGCAUUUUUACCAUAAAACACCUGGAUGGUCUACAGGACUGAUGCAGAUGAGCACUUACCUCAGCAGGGCCACCAAAAUCUCUCCUUGAGUCUAACCCUGUAGCCUUUUAACUACCCGCAUCUCUUUUAAUUACCUUUACCUUAUAUUUACUGAUUACUUAUUUAAUCGGUUUAUUUUUACCCCCGUUUAAAUAAUGUUACCCAAGAUUUAUUUCAUCUGAAAAUAAAAUAAAAGGAAAGAAAAAACUCGCUUGUGUGCAAAAACGGUAAUUAAAAAUAAACACAUUUUAAUAUGAUAUAA